This is a messenger RNA of Chara braunii, 1175 nucleotides long. NCBI's taxonomy places the organism in Eukaryota, Viridiplantae, Streptophyta, Charophyceae, Charales, Characeae. The record is from the annotation of a GenBank genome assembly.
GCACUUGUGCCUCAAUUGCCUGCGCUUCUCCCCCCCACUAAUCCUUUAAACAUCCAAGCCAUCCCCACCCCUUCAUACUAAAUGUCUCCCUUCUUCUCUUACACCACCCUCCCCUAUCAACCCACGGAGAGCCCUUACCCCAUGCGCAAUUUCCCUGAGUACCUAGUGGAGCUGGACAAUGUGGAGCCGCUGCCACAAGCUGGGGAGUACGCGUGGGAAUUGCACUUUGCGCUGUAUCGAUUGGUGGUGCUGGGCAUGUUCCGGUUUGUCGUGUCGUACGACGAUCACAACAUCGUCGAGAACCUGCAGGUGUAUUACGUCAUCUCGCGGCCCAAACCGGAGAAGAAGGAGGGCACGGUGGCCUUAUACCCGUUCGGGGAGAUCGGAACGAGCAGGCCGGGGCUGCUGGAGCUGAUUCAUAUCAAGUUGCUCUCUAUCGCACAAGUGACUGCCAACGAAGAAGAGGAUCUCCAAUUCCAUCUGCGAACAGCAUCGGCUCCUCGGCGAUCUUACCACUCGGUGGUGAUACUGGACUAUAUCGUGUGGGAGGCGGAAAAGGUGGUGAGCAUUGCUGAUCGAAAGUCGUUUUGGCCUCCCUCAUCCUACCCCAAGCCUGUAGCCCUGAGGGCCCUCAGGAAGACGCCCAAGAAGAGACGUCGCCAGCCAUCGCCAGAAGCGCAAGGAAGUCGAGUGGGACCGGAAGGAGAGGUGGACAAGGUCGAGCGGGUGCAUAAGCCAGAUCCCGUUCCAGAGAGCAAGGCGACACCGAUCGAGGGACCUCCGCGGGGUGAAGUAGCGCAAACAAGCAGAUUUCGGAUACGCGGGAGCCCUCCAGAGCCGGCACCUCAGCCACCACUCCUUCCCGACCUCAAUCUCGAUGGAGCCGGCCCAUCGCUACCAGCAGGAGGAGGAGGAGUGGGAAGAGUACCAUAUCCUGCAUCUGGACCCCCCAUCCUCGCACGACCUUUCCGCUUAUGCCAGCCACGCGGGCGUGCCCCGGUCAUUGACCUUAGCAGUUCCUCUGAGCCGAACGGUCCACCUGACAGAUGUCGCGUUCACGGUGGAGCCUGCUACCAUAAGGCUCAAAGCGAUCGAAGGGGCCCCGCGUCCUGAUCCUGCAUGGGAGCCAUAUCUGGAGCCGCCGUUUGAAGGAUGCGUCGCGGCCAGACUAGCAG